AUAACUUAACAUGUCAUUGAAUUAAUCGAACACUUCCUUUCCGCUCUGGCAUGCUCCCCUCCCCUUUCUUGUUAGAUAAAUCUUAUAUAAUCAUGACAGCUUCGGCUUCUAAAAUAGCAUCUUCCUAUCCAACCGUGUUUGAUCUUGCCGAUAGGUAAGAAAAAGAAGCAUUCAUGCAUUACGCGGUGGCGCUGGCAGUCUGGGCGCUGGUGAUGGACGAUUCGUCGAUUAAAAAUCCCGAGCUAGGAAGAUAUAUGGAGCUGCCGUACUAGAACAGAGCGUGAAUCCCGGCGUGAAUCUUGAAUUUGAAGCAGUUGAGAGGUGCUGUUACUUGUAAGAGUCGUUCUUGCUUGGUUUUCAAGCAAGGAUGUUUGUACUGCUAUGUACUGAGAAGACUUGAGAUGUUUGCACAGACAAUCUAGUCUGGCUCUGAACAAUACACCUUUCUCCUUCUUCAUAUGCUUCGAGGUUGAGACAAAAAAUCCUUCAAAAGACUCCCUUGUACAACUGAUACAAGUGCAAUUUCCCAUGGAUCAUAUAUCUGCACUACCUCUGUUAUGCUUUGAUAUCAUGCUAUGAAAUGAAAAAGUACUGAACGAGGACAUUUUUUUGUCAAAAUGGCGAAACAAUACGAUGUUCUGAUAAGACUUCUAAUGCUGGGAGACUCUGGUGUUGGCAAAACGUGUAUGUUGUGUAAAUUUACAGAGGAAGCCUUUAGCCACACACACAUUGCCACGAUAGGUAUCGACUUUAAAAUGAAAACCCUUGUGGUGGAUGAUAAAAAGAUUCGCAUUCAGAUAUGGGACACAGCUGGGCAGGAGAGAUAUGACACAAUUACAAAGCAGUAUUUCAGGAGGGCACAGGGUAUCAUGCUUGUCUAUGACAUCACAAGUGAAACCUCAUUCAGGAAUCUCAGCAAAUGGCUGAACAUGAUAGAUGCGGGUGCUGGUGAUGUUGCUAAAUUCCUGGUUGCUAAUAAAUCAGAUGCAUCGGCUCUCCGGAUUAUAUCAAGGCAAGAGGGCGAAAUGUUUGCAAGGGAGAAUAACCUACAGUUUAUAGAGGCUAGUGCAUUCAGUGGAGAUAAUCUGAAUGAGGCUUUUGAAAGUCUAGUCAAGAUUGUGAUGGAGAAGAAUAAGAAGGACAUUGAUGAUCAGCUACAGAGUAUCAAGUUAUACGGUGCCAGAGAGGAUAGUACCAUUGAUGGUGAAGUUGAUGAUGUCAAGACGGGUGGAUGCUGCAGUUGAUGUCAAGUCUCUCUUUAUAUAUUGUUUAUUUAACUGCCUGAAAAAAAAUGCUAUGGUAACAUAAGAUGAUGUAUUGAAGUAUCAUGGAUGUAACUUCUCCAUAUUUUUUCAAGUCACAGAUGUGCAAUAAGGCCUAUGGUGCCUUUAUAGCACACUAUAGUUUUGUACAACCACUUUUAUUUGAACCGUAAGAGCAUUAGAGAUGACUUCUAUUGAGGUAGUGUUUUUUUUUAAGUGGUUCAACAUACUUUGUAUGAGCUAUGCUUAACUGCCUAAUUACAUGUAUGAUAUAGGUGUGGUAGUUGACUUGAUAUGAGUAUUGCUCCAUCUUCUAAUAAUUUCAUUCCAUUGUAUUUCUUUCAUGUUUUACACUCUAUAAAAUCUAAACUAGGCUUUUAUUAAAGAGCAUGCUGGUUUUCAGUGAAGCUUGAGGGAACAAGCAUGUUGUCUGAUGUAGAUGUUACUAUGACUUAGAUCUUGAUAGAGUAUACAAAUAAACCAGGCUUUGAGAAAGUAUAGUGGACCUCAUUCAUCUGAUGUUGGACUGGCAAGUACUAUUUUUUUUUCUGUUUGCCAUGAGGAAAAUAUAGAUAUAUUGCCAGUCCAACUGAGCUCCAAAUAGUUUUACCCCAGAAAAUAUAUUUUGUCUCAUGAGCACCAACUGACCAAUCAAUGGCAUUUAUUUAGAAUGCUCAUGAAUAUUCAAUGAAGAAUAUUUUAAAGUCGACUUUGUCAGUUCUUGAAAGGGAUGAAUUGCAUAGGGGUCCUGAUCUGGACUUCAUUGUUUUCCCCUCUCAUCAGUCUGACCGACACCCUUUCUAUAUCGAGUUUAUACUUGUUUAUAAUUUUGACAAGAUAAUUUAUAUUCUUUAGAUGUAAAUACACAAUCUUCGCGUACAUUUUUAAAUAAGUGGAGGCUGAGGUGGAUGACAUAGGAUAGUGAUGUGACUUAAUUAAAAAAUGCAUGGAAGCGUCGUGGUGUAGCGGUUCUGACUCUCGCCUUGUAAUCAGAGGGUCGUGUGUUCGAAUCCCACCAUGGCCUAGCGUCCUUUGGCAAGGCGUUAAUCCACACUUUGCCACUCUCCACCCAGGUGUUAAAUGGGUACCCGGUAGGAUGUGAAAGCCUAUAUGUAGUAUGCCUAGCAAUUGAGUCUUGGAACUCUUGUUGGAAUGCUCCCCAGGGAGUGGAGAAGGUGCAUACAUUGUAUGCGGGCAUGCAAGGAUCCGAUGACCGGGGUAAUAAUAUGUCUGUAAAGCGCUUAGAGACGUCGUUCCGAUGUAUUAAGCGCUAUAUAAAUGCGGAAUAUUAUUAUUAUUAGGCAAUGAUAGUCCUUAUUGGUAUCAUACUGGGCAUGGUGGUUCACUGGUAGAGUGCCUGCUUCAUGAACAGGUCGAGGGUGUGAUGCCCGGCUGACUCGUACCAAAGACUUUUCAAUAUGGAAUAUUCUGCCUUCUAGCCAGGCACUCAAGAUUUAGAUAGAAAUAUGAUAACAACAUGUUAUGUUUGUUUUGCAGGGCUCGCUGGUAUAGAGCAGUUUUAUUAAUGAAGUGGCUACCCAGUGUAAAUAAAAUGUUAUUACUUGUUAUUAUCAUAAUACCAGUUGGGCUAUUCCACGGUUACCCACGUUACAUUUGGAGACACCUUGACUCAUACUUGGAGCUGUAACUCCAUUAUUAUUGAUAGGAACUAAACAUCUCUUUAUCACAACAUAGUACGCAGUCUGACUAUCCUUUGUAUAAAAACAAAACUUGGGAAAUUUCAUUAUGCUCCUGGCAAAUCUUUGAAAUGUGUCGGUUACUCAUGUUACAUGAUUUGGACAUGCAUAAAAUGAAAAGUGGACAUAAGUGAAAAGUGUCCUCAUACAAGGCUUUUAUGAAAGUUGAUUAUAUCAAUUUCAAAGAAGUAUAUUAGGGAGACAAAUUUGUAUAUAAUUCCAAAAAUACAGAACACAUGGUUUUUACUAGGGGUGCAGAUAAAGUGGUUACUCACGUUACGGUUCAGAUGGGCUAUAUGUACAAAGACACAUUGAGCUCAUGUCCACCAACCUAUGGAAUUGCCCAGUUUUAUUUUACAAAAUUUGCUUGAUUUUCUGAUACUGGUAACUCUGUUAUUAUGGUACCCGCAAAAAUAAAUGGGCUCUGGUGAUUGAACAGACAAACUUGCUUAGCAUUAGAUGGAUUAUAAAAGGGAGACAAGAAACAAAAAGGAUCAAAACGUCUAUGAAUUUAUAUAUUAGAAUUACAUUGCCAAUUGGAACUGCAUAGUAUUAUCAACUCCUUGGUAUAAUAGUACCUCAUUAUAUCAUCCUUACUAGGAAUACUUUUGUAUGUGUACAGAAUCUCUCGAUUGAAUGUUUCGUACUCUAAUAUGACUGCUCUUGGCACAAAUAACAGAAGUCUAUGACACCUUUUGGGAUCCCAGAGAGGAAUACUGCUAUGAAGCCUCUAUGUGUCUUUCACAGUAGCUUUCCUCCAUUCCCUAUGGUGAUCAGUGAUAAAAAGAUGCUGUAGGCUUGUGGAACCCUUUGUAACUUGCCUAACCAUAUAGUAAGGUGCCUAAAUUAAGUAUUUUUCUAUUGUUACAUUAACAGAGUUUUGUUGCUUUUGUGGUAUAAAUUGAGAAGAUAAGAUGAUUAAUGCUUCAUACCUUGAUAUGCAUUCCACAUUAUAGUUGGCAUGUCAAACAAGAAUGCCAGCAGCAUUAUUGUCUUCAAUGUAAAUCUUACAGUUUUCUUGUGUCCAUACUCUAUAAUCAUGCAUUUUUUAAGGUAUGAUGUACUUGACUAUUAGUAGAUAAUAGUCUUGUUGAAUUUAUCAUUGCUCGUAGCUUUAUUAUGGUUUUAAAUACAGUACAUCUUUUCCAGCAAUGGUUUUAGUUUAGAUGAGACAUAGUUGGGCCCAGGCCGCCCAGUAGAUUACAUACGAUACACCUGGAAGAUUAACAAUAGAUGUGAUCACAUCUUUACUGAUUCGUGCUUACUUCAGGAAUGACAGUACAAUUAGUCUGAGCUUAUUUGAUAGCUUACAUAGGGUUUUAUCUUCAGUUUCCUUGAUACGUGAUAGCCUUUCACAGUGCAAGUCAGAAAGCUGCACCUUGGUACGGAUUAGCUACAUCACUUUUACCCUCGAUUUAAUCUAAAUUUUACCCACAAAGCCUUUCACAGUGAAAAGUCAGCUUGGUAUAUGUUGCUCUCAGGAGGAGGUCUGAUUAAUUCACCUAACUGCUGAUCAAUAUAAAUAUGUGCAUUUAUGAAGAUAGUAGUUAUUGAAAUGUUUCUGGAAGCCUUUCAUCAAAUUUUGUUGUCUGACUAGUUGUCAGAUCUGACAAUAUUUUUCUUGAUUUUGGUUGGCUGUUAAGAUAAAACAUUCAACAAAUCUCUUCAUGAAAUGAUCCCCAGUGUAUGCUUUCUCCCAAGGUACUGUUUCAUAAAGACUUGUUACAACAAAUUCCUUUGACAUAUUCUAUCAUCCAAUCAAAAUGAACAAUUUCAGUAGCUUUUAACUGUUAUUGCAAAUUUGCUAGUAUAACAAGUUUUAUGAAACAGGCCCAAGGUGUGUAUAUAAGUUCUGAUCCAUUUUGAUUAUGCUGCUGUCUUUCACCUUGAAGAAUCAAAUGUUAGCAUAAAGAAGAAUAUAUGUUGCAUUUGCUUUAGCCUAUGUUCCGUUUUUUGUUGUUGAAAAUAUAUUAUACAAAUAAUGAAUGUUUAUGAGUGCAAUGGACAGAAUACUUCAUGAGGAGAAAGAUGAAUUGAUCCAUUCAACGAGGCGUAGCCUCGUUGAAUGGAUCAUUCAUUUCAUCUUUCACCGAAUUAAGUAUUCUGUCCAUUGCACGAAUGAAAAGAACAUUCAUUAUUUGGUUUAUAUGACACCUAAAAAUAGAUUCUUUUUCAUAUGACAUUUGUGAAUUUUGAAGCAAAUUAUCAUGCUCAUGCAGUGCAAGCUCGGUCUGUUGAUUAUCGCGUACAUACAACAUGCGCGCUGCAAACACGAGUGGUGCCUGCAGUCUGGGUGUGUGCGUGCAAUGGACAAAAUCAUAUGGAUCCAAAAUUGCACGAUGAAUGGAUCUAAAAUUGCAUGGUUGUUGAUGUCAUUGUAAAAUGGGCUGAAUGAUCGAUAUCGACCAACCAAUCAAAUGACAAGGAUCUAUCUAGGUGUCAUAUAAUGUUCGAUUAUUUUGAUUAAGAGUAGAUAGCUGUACUUAAUUUUUCAAACUACUUGAUUUUAAAGGAGAUAAUGUGAAUCAUUAAUGCCUUUAUAAAGGACAAAAUUAUGAAUACUUUUUGAGGGCUCAAUUUUUCAAUGUAAAAUAUGAAUCUUGAACAUUUUCAUUUGAAAAGUACUGUGCGGUUUUAGGUAUCUCAUCCUUGGAUCUAAUUAGUAAUUGCACUACAGAGAGGUGUGAAUUAGUGUUCAUAGGUUGCAGCACAAGUAUAUGAGCUUUAGUUUAGGAACUUUUAUUGGUAUUAGCAUUUGGAAUAUAUUUCUUCAUACAAUCAGCCUUGCAUAUGAUCAAACUUGCACAAGUUGCAACAUUUCAUACUGUAAAUAUGGGAUAUUUUCAUGGUGUUGAAACUUCACAAAUUUUUAGCAAAAAUACACCACUAUUUUAAACAUGUAAUUCAAUUCAUGCAGUGAUCAAUUGUUCAAUUCAAUUGAGCAUGAAAUUGUAUUGUGUGAAAGUUUUUAUUUUUUAUGAGGGAUCUAGAUCUAUCUCCUUUAUUUUGCCCCAUUUAUUUUAAAUGUUGCUGUAAUUCAUGAAGAUUUCACAUGUCCCAUUUAAAUUUACAUCUGCAAGGCUGAUAACACUUUUCUUUAAGUCAGAAUGAUUUUCUACAGGGGUUUGCUCAUUUACAAUGCAUCAUUUAAAUGUUGGGGUUUUGUGCAAUUUUGUAACAACUAUACAUGAAUUUGUAUAUCAAAAAGAUAAACCUAGAAUCGUGUGGACCUUCUCAUACCUCUUUGGCUAGAAAUGUUCCACCACAGGUAUAUAUUGAUAGAUAUUGAAUAUGAAAAAGUUGUCAUAUAUAGAGCAAGAAGCAAGCAAGUAGUCUGCUGUGCAAACCCUUCACUUGAGUAAAGUGGUUUGAGUGCAAAGCUUACAAUGACUUGUGUACAGAAGGUCCCUCUCGCCAAGGGUUAAAUUGAAACUAAGUUUUAUAUGUUAGUCUUGUGUGAAGACCCACGUGUUGGUCAAAUAUUCCAUCAGGAUCUGUUCGUGCAGACUAUUUAGAGAGGGGUAAUGGCGUAGGAUAUCUGUCUUUAUACUGACAAAAACUUUUAUUAGAUUUUCAGCAUUAAUGUUUGUGUUCAGUACUUAUAAUGAAAAUGCGAAACUAUGAGAUAAACCAAGGAAAUUCAAUUUGCACCCAAAACUUAACCAAAUAUUAAUCUUAUUCUGUUUUGUAUUAUUGAAUACUUUGUGGUCAAGAUAUUUUGCACCAUGGACAAUUCCAUAUAGUGAUGCCUUUUUGUAUGUAUGAUUCCCAACUUUUUCUGUUAUACCGUUACUCUCUUUAUGAACCACUGCAGUCGUAAUGUAAGAGCAUUAACAACACUUUGUAUGAACUAGCAAAUUAAAAUGUAUCAUUUCAGGGAGAUCCCACUUUAAGGUAGCUAAAUAAGAAAAUCAUGUACCGGUAAGUAUUUUCAUAAUCUGACGUGCAUACUGUAUGGAAUUGCCCCAUCAAUGGAUACAUGUCUUGAAACAAAUAUAGUACUACUUUGAGUUGUUGGCAUUCUUUGUGAGGGUAAGUCAUGACAACAGUUUUAAUGAAUUUAUACAUUGUACAAAUGAUCCAAUGAAUUAAACAUAUCAAUAAUUAUUUCUCUUACAAUUUGUGAAAGUUUUACCAAAUUAGUAUGAAAAUAUCAUUCCCAAAAUGCCAAAUAAAUUGUCUUCCUGAAGUUCCUGUCAGAAGUAUAUAGUAUAAUAAAGAUAUAUUAAAAAAAAACAA
Messenger RNA from Lytechinus pictus (painted urchin), 7198 nucleotides. RefSeq names its product ras-related protein Rab-15-like. The record is from RefSeq and is a predicted model, not a curated record. NCBI's taxonomy places the organism in Eukaryota, Metazoa, Echinodermata, Echinoidea, Temnopleuroida, Toxopneustidae. Gene Ontology annotation, molecular function: GTPase activity; GTP binding. Bases 618 to 1244 code for a protein of 208 amino acids. The transcript has 8 exons.